Molecule: messenger RNA, 1922 nt
Organism: Selaginella moellendorffii
Lineage: Eukaryota; Viridiplantae; Streptophyta; Lycopodiopsida; Selaginellales; Selaginellaceae
Product: internal alternative NAD(P)H-ubiquinone oxidoreductase A1, mitochondrial
Exons: 8
Coding region: 195-1814 (539 amino acids)
Molecular function (GO): NADH dehydrogenase activity
Source: RefSeq, a predicted model, not a curated record
CCUCUGCCGUACGAUGGCUACCGUACCGGCGGCGCUGAUUCCACGAGCCGGGAGCCUUUUAGGGCGAGCAGCAGGACGAGCGCCUAGGCGUCAGUGAUCCCCUUUGAUUUCUCUCCUCCUCCUUGGAUCCAUUUCUCCGCCCUUUCCAGUCCAUCCCUCGAAGAAUCCAGCCCCCGCCCCGGCGCUCUCCUCCGAUGUUUCGAUCGGCCGUCAAGGCCUUGGCAGAUCGGCGUGGGGGCAGCGCCGCCGUGAGCAGCAGCUCCUUGUGCUCCAAUGCCUCGAUCGCAUUCGCCGCCCCGGGCAAUCUCUCCAGGUACCUCCUCCCCACGAUAUUUCGCGAUUCCUUCUCCUCGGCGGCGCUCCCGGCGGUGGAUCUCGACGCGACCUCGAUCGACAGAGCGCCGGAGCACGACGCCAAAUCCAAGGGCGGCGGCGCCGCCUCCAGCUCCGCCAAAAGGCCCGCCUUCACGGAGCUUGUGGCGACCAAGAAGGGCCAAAAGCCGCGAGUGGUGGUGCUGGGCACGGGCUGGGCAGCGUGCCGCCUCCUCAAGGAUCUCAACACUGACGUCUACGACGUGGUUUGCAUCUCGCCCAGGAACCAUAUGGUUUUCACGCCGCUUCUGGCAUCGACAUGCGUCGGGACGCUGGAAUUUCGAUCGGUCUCGGAGCCCGUUCGAAGCAUCCAGCCGGCGCUCUCCAGGUCCCCGGAUUCCUACUACUUCCACGCCUACUGCACCAGCAUAGAUCCCAUGAACCACGCGGUAUACUGCGAAGCUCUGGAUGACGAAGGCGUGACCGAAGGGAACUGGAAGUUUAAAGUUUGCUACGACAAGCUGGUGAUCGCGUCCGGGGCCGAGCCUUCCACUUUUGGGAUCAAGGGCGUGAACGAGUACGCCACUUUUCUGCGAGAAGUUCCUCAUGCCAGAGACAUCCGCCGGCGUCUUCUUCUCAAUCUGAUGCUCUCUGAUAUUCCUGGUGUUCCGAUCGAAGAGAAAGAGAGGCUUUUGCAUUGUGUUGUUGUUGGCGGCGGUCCUACUGGCGUUGAGUUCAGCGGUGAGCUGAGCGAUUUCAUCAGACGCGACGUGCACGAGAAGUAUUCCCAUGUCAAGGAAUACGUUCAUGUCACUCUCAUUGAGGCGAAUGAGAUCCUCUCGUCAUUCGAUGUUCGAUUGAGGCAAUAUGCCGUGAAUCAUCUAAGCAAGUCCGGCGUAAAACUUCUCAGAGGAGUCGUGAAGGAAGUAUUCGCCGACAGGCUGAUUCUCAACGAUGGGUCAACAGUCCCAUAUGGUGUACUAGUGUGGUCGACUGGGGUUGGGCCUUCAAAUUUCGUGAAGAAGCUCGAGUUUGAGAAAUCUCCUGGUGGAAGAAUUGGAGUUGACGAGUAUAUGCGAGUUCCUCAGUUCGAGGACGUCUACGCCAUUGGAGAUUGUGCUGGGUAUCUCAAGUCGACAGGAAAGCCCAUCCUCCCUGCUCUAGCUCAAGUUGCUGAAAGACAAGGGAAGUACUUGGGCGCUGCUUUGAAUUCCUUGGCACUGGCUGGUGGUGGCCGAGCAGGGGCGGCUAAAACCACCAAGCUUGGUGAGCCUUUCGUGUACAGACAUCUUGGGAGUAUGGCGAGUGUGGGUCGAUACAAAGCGCUGGUUGAUCUGCGCGAGAAUAAAGAUGCCAAGGGGCUUUCUUGGGCUGGUAUCUUGAGUUGGUUGGUGUGGAGAUCAGCAUAUUUAACUCGGGUUGUAAGUUGGAGAAAUCGCUUCUACGUUGCUGUCAACUGGGCAACAACGUUUGUGUUUGGACGAGACAUUUCAAGAUUUUGAGGGUCUUUUUAAAUUUAUUUAUUUAUUUAUUUUUUUGUAGUUUAGGGCGUAGUUUGUAACGUAACUUUUAUUCUUUUCUCUAAGUAAAAUAAAACAUAUUCAAAUUUU